AUGGCAGACAAACAAGCACAAACAUAUAUAGACAAUCCAGCAGUUUUUGCGAAAAGUGUAACAAAAAUUGAGGUCGAUCAUAGUUUAAACAACUUGAUAGGUGAUUUGAUUAUUAAAGAUUUUCCUAAUUUGACUGAUGUUAUUCUUAGAAAUCACGGUUUAACUAGCGUAACUGUUGAAAGUUGCCCAAAUUUGAGUAAUAUUAAUGUCAGCAAUAAUAGAAAUUUAGUUAGUUUUAACCUUGAAAAAACUACAAUAAUUAAUGGAGAAAAUGCUGGUAAUAAGGUAAAGGUAGUGAAAAUUAGUGGUUAUUCGGGCAAACCGAGUUUUGAAGAAAUUAACCUCAAAAACUGUACAAGUUUGGAAGGGCUAUUUGUUAAUGACCUUGGCAAAAUUAGGACGAUAAAAGGAGUAAAAGACUUUGAUAAUCCAAUUAGGGAAAUUAAUAUGGGCGGUAGUGAGGGUUUUAAUCUUACUACUACGGAUGAAUUAGAGAGGUUAGAAGCUGUGGAAAAAGUUAGCGAUGAAAUUUUAGGUGGGAGUGGUAAUUUACCGAUGACAAUAGAUCCUGGCACUGGUAAGCAAGUAGUAAAUGUUGCUAAACUUAAAGAGGAUUUAGUAGUUAAAGGCGCUGAAAAUCCCGAUUCUCCUACAAAAAAAAUUGUGGAGGCCGUAAUAGUUGAAUUAGGUUUAAGAGGGACUAACAUUACUCAGCAACAAAUUAUCGAUGAAAUAAGAAAAUUAAAGGAUCGAGGAGAAAUUGAUAAGUUGGAGAGUGCUGCUAGUGCGCGAGAUGUGGAAAUUUCCAAGGAUAAAUUGAUUAGUGGUAGAUUUAACGAAUUACAAAUGUUGAGAGAUAAAAAAUUAUUACCUGGUCAAGAGGAUGAAAAGACUGAAGUUUAG
This is a messenger RNA of Ambispora leptoticha, 903 nucleotides long. NCBI's taxonomy places the organism in Eukaryota, Fungi, Glomeromycota, Glomeromycetes, Archaeosporales, Ambisporaceae. The record is from the annotation of a GenBank genome assembly.